UCUUUACCUUAGAUAAAGUAGUCAAAAUGUGAUGGAAAUCUGUUUUUAGGACAUCUUUGUUUAUAUAGUCAUUUUUACAUGUAUAGGUCAUCGAUGCCUACUUAAGUGGUUUGGCAGAGCGUAGAAAUGGUGGAGAUGUCCUUGCAGCUGAAUGCUACAUUUCACAGCUCGUGCAUCGUAAUUCUAGCACACGACGUACUUGGUCGGACAAGAAUUUUUCCCUAAGCAGGAUGAUUCUUUUCCCAAUCAACUUGAAUGGAAAUCACUGGACCCUAUUGGUUUUUGACAAAGUUGGUAAAAGAAAAAUUUACGUUGAUCCACUCAAAACUGGAAAGCCCUCUGGCUUAAUGGGUCAUAUUAAAAAACUGAGCGAAUUGGUUGAUGUCAAGACUGGAUGGAAGACAAAGAGGUGGCCAUGCCUCCAUCCCCAACAUUGCAUGCAGCAUGAUAGCCAUAACUGUGGAGUAUAUGUUUGUUUUUUUGCACGCUGUUUGGUUGAAGGUUUGGACCUGACGGAACAAAUAGACCCAGAAAAAGAGAGAAAAAACAUACUCUCUUCUAUUUGUGGUUCCUGUUAUGAUGAUGUAGGCAGUGCUGUUGAGAGAAAUACGGGCGUUUGCAAAAUUUGCAGGAAGGAUGAUGGAGAAGACUGGCUUGGGUGUGACCGUUGUUACCAAUUUUCCAUGCCAGUUGCAGAGGUGUGGACUUCGCAACUGCACUUACAGGAAAAUUUUAUUGCUGAUGUUGCAAGGUGCAUAUGUAAAUAAGAUGUAAAUUUUGUAAAUUUCAAUGAUGUAAAUAAGUUGUAAAUAAUGAUGUAAAUGAGGUAAAACUGUACAAAUUAUCUUGUCAGAAAUUAAAUGAAGCAAUGUACCUUUAUAGUACCCAGUAUUUCAUGAAAUAACCACCCUAUUAACCAACUAUUUCAUUACCCAACUGACUCUAGUACCCAGUAAUUUAUGAUCUAACCACCCUAUGAAAACU
Molecule: messenger RNA, 984 nt
Organism: Dendronephthya gigantea
Lineage: Eukaryota; Metazoa; Cnidaria; Anthozoa; Malacalcyonacea; Nephtheidae
Exons: 5
Coding region: 231-767 (178 amino acids)
Biological process (GO): proteolysis
Molecular function (GO): cysteine-type peptidase activity
Source: RefSeq, a predicted model, not a curated record